AUUUUUAUGUAUGUACUGGGUCAUGUUGUAAAAAUGGCUGACGUUUACGAGUCACGGCUAAAAAACGUUUCUGAACAACUGAGGUUGAGGGUGGUUGGGCUGGGAGUUUCGUAGAGCAAAGCACAAAGGAGAACCCUUGGAAGUCCCACACCUGAAAAGGAACCUAAAGCCUGCGCAUUGACUCUUUCGAGGAGCCCUCAUAUGAUAGAAAAAGUGGAUUGGUCAAACAGUGAGGACCACGCCCACAACAUCUUGUCCACCAAUGGGUGCGUGGCCAGGGCGUGGCGAGCCUUGAGCGGGCUCCUUAAGUAGCGGCUGCGUGGAUACCUUAUUUAAGACUACGACAGCACGGGGGUGUGGUGCAGAUCCCUACUGGAGCGACGUCGGGCGCGCCGGAUCUUCUUCAAGGAACCAUGUCGCGGCAAGAAGCAGACGCCAACGCCUCCUCGUGGGUCGUUGCGACCCGACGAGGCUCGGCAGUGUCCCGGGCUCCAGAAAGGAGGCCGACGGAGGAUUCAAAUCGAAGAGGUCAGGGGGUACCUAAGGGCGGCAGAGGUGGCGGCUGGAGGAAUUCCUCUGGUCUCCCGCAGCCUGUGGCGCCUGGUGCCCGCGAACCGCCGCUCUGCUUUGGAUUGAAGAACAUGUGGGUCGGCGCUGUGAUAGGUCGUGGUGGGUCAAAAAUAAAAGACAUACAAAGUACAACAAACACAAAAAUACAGAUAAUAAAAGGUUAUCCUGAUGCACAGGUCAGGAUAUUCGGUAGCAAGGGUAUGAAGGCCAAGGCCAAAACAGCGAUAGAUAAUGUUGUUAAACAACAAGAAAGUUACAGUUUAAAGCCUAGAAUUGAUAUUGUUGCAUUCCAACCUUCUGUUGGAAGAGAUUUAAGGACAGAGGGUAAUAGUACAGAGAAUCAGCCAUUGAUUGAUUGGGAUCAAAUUCGAGAAGAUGCUUUGAAAUGGAAAAAGAAAAAGUGGGAAGACUUACCUGCAAUUAAGAAAAAUUUUUACAAGGAGUCAGAAGCAACAAGUUCAAUGUCACAAGAGCAAGUAGAAAGUUGGAGGAAAGAAAAUUAUAAUAUAAUGUGUGAUGACUUGAAAAAUGGUCAGAAGCGUCAGAUACCAAAUCCUACCUGUACUUUUGAGGACGCCUUUAAACAUUACCCUGAGGUUAUGGAAAACAUUAAAAAGGCAGGUUUCAGGAAGCCGACACCAAUUCAGUCACAGACAUGGCCAAUAGUCCUACAAGGAAUAGAUCUUAUAGGAGUAUCCCAAACUGGAACAGGGAAGACAUUGUCCUACCUAAUGCCUGGAUUCAUCCAUCUCGAUUUACAGCCUGUAAUUAGAGAAAAAAGGAACGGACCCGGAAUGUUAGUCCUUAUACCCACUAGGGAAUUAGCUCUUCAAGUACAAGCGGAAUGUUCUAAGUAUUCAUAUAAAGGCCUUAAAAGUGUUUGUAUAUAUGGUGGAGGAGAUAGAAAUGGUCAGAUACAAGAACUGAAAAAAGGAGUAGAUAUUAUUAUUGCAACUCCUGGAAGACUGAAUGAUCUACAAAUGAAUAACUUUGUCGACCUCAGAAGCAUAACUUACUUGGUAUUAGAUGAAGCUGACAAGAUGCUAGACAUGGGAUUUGAACCCCAGAUAAUGAAGAUUUUAUUAGAUGUGCGCCCUGACAGGCAGACAAUUAUGACAAGUGCAACGUGGCCGUAUGCUGUCCGUCGACUUGCACAGUCUUAUUUAAAAGAGCCCAUGAUUGUAUAUGUUGGUACUUUGGACCUAAUUGCAGUAAGUACGGUGAAACAAAACAUAAUUGUCACCACAGAAGAAGAGAAGCGAUCUCAUAUCCAAACUUUUCUAGAAAACAUGUCUCCCAAAGACAAAGUCAUCGUGUUUGUUAGUAGAAAAGCUGUUGCCGAUCACUUAUCAAGUGACCUGAUCCUGCAACAUAUAUCAGUGGAGUCCCUUCAUGGCAACAGAGAACAGAAAGACCGAGAGAAAGCAUUAGAAAACUUUAAAACAGGUAAAAUAAGAAUACUGAUUGCCACAGACUUAGGAUCUCGAGGUCUUGAUGUCCACGACAUCACACAUGUUUAUAAUUACGAUUUCCCCCGGAACAUUGAAGAAUAUGUACAUAGAGUAGGCCGCACAGGAAGGGCAGGGAAGACUGGAAUGUCUAUUACCCUCAUCACUAGAAAUGACUGGAGGAUCGCUGGUGAGUUAAUUAACAUUCUGGAAAGAACACAUCAGAAUGUCCCAGAUGAACUUAUGGCAAUGGCCGAGAGAUACAAGGCAAAUAAACUGAGAAGAGAAAUGGAAAAAUUGGGGAAACCCCAAGGAAAACCUAAGAAAUGUUAUUACUAAUGUCCUUGUUGAAAAGUGGUACCAGCCUACCUACAGGAGAUUUCGAGACUUUAGAGAUACUAUUUAGGAUAUGUGGAAAUAUUGCAAACAUGCUGGCUGUAUGAAGAGAUGACUGAUUCUAAAAUAGUGUUUAAAAAGGUGGAAUUCAAUAUUUUAUACCUUUAAUAAAAUCAAACAUUUAAACUUGA
Molecule: messenger RNA, 2545 nt
Organism: Acinonyx jubatus (cheetah)
Lineage: Eukaryota; Metazoa; Chordata; Mammalia; Carnivora; Felidae
Gene: DDX43
Product: DEAD-box helicase 43
Exons: 17
Coding region: 414-2357 (647 amino acids)
Molecular function (GO): ATP binding; RNA helicase activity; RNA binding
Source: RefSeq, a predicted model, not a curated record